AAUAAUACAUCCAUCAAGUACUUAUUCAAUUACACUGCAUUGCAGUAUAAUAAUAAUUAUAAAUUUCUUUAAAUAAAAUAUUUAAAAAAGCAAUUAAGUGUACGUUAAUUGUUUAUCUAUUGUUAUACUUGGUGGAAUGGUGUUGUGUUUGUCGUGCGUGUGAGUGUGUGUUGUAUGUGUUUGUUUUGGGUAAUAUAACGGGGUUUUUUGUGUCCACUUAAAUGAGAUUCAAAUAAAAUUAAAAAUAAAUUACAAGCCCCAUUUCCGGUGGACAUCCAUAUAAUAUUACUACCGUUACUGUUAUAAUCCUCCAUAUACUCUCGAUUGGUCGGUGUUGUGUCGUGUGUUGUGUAUUGGUGUCGGUGUUUUGUCACUGCAUUAUUACUUUUGUUUAUUAUUUGUUUAUAAUUAAAUUAAAUUAACGAUCACACACAAUUCGUUUGCAAUUUAACACGGUAAUUGAACACGUGUUGUGUUUGUGUGUGUGUGUUAUAAAUCUGUCUUGUUUGGUCUGUCGAUUAUAACUGUGUUUUUGUGUGUUCAGUGAAAUAAAAAAAAUAUAAAAAAAAUGACACUACUUCUCCGUUCAGGCGUUUCCAUUGGAAUAAUAUUGGCACUUCUUAGCGCCGUCAACAGUCAUCUGAAUGUGUAUUUGAAUUUGCACGAGAUGAUGCGUUUAAUAGGUGUCUCCGCCGAACUCUAUUAUGUCCGUGAUGGCCAUCUAAACGAUUAUGCGCUGAAUUUUGCAGUUCCUGUCCCAUCGAAUGUCAAAGAAAUAUCCUUUACAUGGCAAAGUUUGGCUGGCCGCCCAUUGCCCUACAGCAUCAACAUAGUCACCUCCGAACCAGCAGUCCUGCCACGACCCACUCUUAACAUAUCGCGCAUUGGCGAAAUACCACUCGAACCUCUAACCUUUUCCAUUGGCAUGAAAUGCUCGGGCAUUCGCGAAGCCGAAGUCGAAGUCACUAUUGCCGUUGAAAUUAUUUUGGACCGAGCAACGAACAAUGUGACUGAAUUGGUUUUCCGCCGGAAGAAAAUCUGUUUGGCUGGCAAUCAAGAUGACGACAAUGACGCAACUGCCAGUGGCGGCGGCGGUGGGAGUGGUGGUAGUGGCAAUGAUGGGAUGCUCUACCCGACUUCUUCAGAGGAUCCACUAUUAAAGGAAACUCUAGCGCCACCACCUCACAACGGCCUGAUUACGCUGAUAAUCGGUGGUAUUUUGGCUCUUGUCCUAGUGGCCACUCUGAUUUUGAUCGCGUACUGCGCCAAAGGACCGACCAAGCGGCAGAAUCAUCAUGGCGUGCAUUUGAUUAAAACCUCGAGCUUUCAGCGACUGCCAACGAUUUCCUCGACAGCGCACAAUUCGAUUUAUGUGUGUCCGUCGACGAUAACGCCGACAUAUGCCACACUGACACGACCAUUUCGGGAAUACGAACAGGAACCGGAGGAGUUCAAUAGGCGCCUCAGUGAGCUUACCGUACAAAAGUGUCGGGUGCGUUUGUCCAGCCUGCUGCUUGAGGGCGCCUACGGACGCGUCUACAAGGGAACCUACAACGAUUGUCAGGAUGUUUUGGUUAAGACGGUUGCCCAACAUGCCAGUCAAAUGCAAGUGUCACUGCUGCUUCAGGAGGGUCUGAUGCUGUAUGGAGCCUCACACCCUGGUCUGCUGACGGUGCUGGGUGUGUCCAUUGAGGAUUACUCGACACCGUUCGUCCUCUAUCCGGCUGCAAAUAAUACAAGGAAUUUGAAGCUGUUCCUGCAGGAACCGAUAUACUCUCGUACGAUUACGACCAUUCAGACGGUACUGAUGUCAUCGGAGCUGGCCAGUGCCAUGGGGCAUCUGCAUACGCACGGAGUCAUUCACAAGGACAUUGCGGCCAGGAACUGUGUAAUUGAUGACCAGCUGAGGGUUAAACUGACAGACAGUUCACUGACGCGUGACCUCUUCCCUGGUGACUAUCAUUGUCUGGGCGAUAGCGAGAAUCGUCCUGUGAAAUGGAUGUCGCCCGAGGCUUUAGCAAAGAAACAAUAUUCGGAGGCUAGCGAUGUCUGGUCGUUCGGGGUGCUGAUGUGGGAGAUGUGCACGUUUGCUAAACAACCAUAUGCCGAAGUCGAUCCAUUCGAGAUGGAGCACUAUUUAAAGGAUGGAUAUCGAUUGGCGCAGCCUUUUAAUUGCCCAGAUGAAUUGUUUACCAUAAUGGCCUACUGUUGGGCACAACCAACUACAGAACGUCCAUCAUUUGUACAAUUGCAGCUUUGUCUUUCUGACUUCCAUACUCAAAUAACACGUUACGUCUAAAAGUUUUAAAUUAAAAUAAUUU
Messenger RNA from Episyrphus balteatus (marmalade hoverfly), 2321 nucleotides. RefSeq names its product tyrosine-protein kinase Drl (gene drl). Gene Ontology annotation, cellular component: signaling receptor complex. Gene Ontology annotation, biological process: multicellular organism development; cell surface receptor protein tyrosine kinase signaling pathway; positive regulation of kinase activity. Lineage: Eukaryota; Metazoa; Arthropoda; Insecta; Diptera; Syrphidae. The transcript has 4 exons. The coding region runs from base 569 to 2299 and encodes 576 amino acids. Gene Ontology annotation, molecular function: protein kinase activity; ATP binding. The record is from RefSeq and is a predicted model, not a curated record.